Messenger RNA from Closterium sp. NIES-67, 1200 nucleotides. NCBI's taxonomy places the organism in Eukaryota, Viridiplantae, Streptophyta, Zygnematophyceae, Desmidiales, Closteriaceae. The record is from the annotation of a GenBank genome assembly.
CGGCGUGACAUGAAUGUGAAUUUUUGAGUACAGUCGUCGCGAGGCAUGUCGCACCUCCAUCGCGAGCCUUUCUCUAAUAGGUCCUGCUAGUUAUGCUUCGGCACAACGACAGUAGAUAUGCGUACAUUUGGCUUGUUUCCUGCGUUCUUCUUGUCCUGUUGUUGCGUGAAGGAAUGGCAGAACGAGAAUGGUCAAGAUCAGUCCGUGAUCUCGUGCUGUGCGCAGACGGGUUCGGAGGCGACGUCACUGGUGGGUAUUCUGGACCCCUCUUUUGGGUCACGACUCUCUCGGAUUCCGGACCUGGUAGCUUAAGGGAGGGAGCAGUGAUUCACGGCUCGCGCUGGAUUCUGUUCAACGUUUCUGGUACAAUCUGCCUGUCUAAUCCCAUCGGCAUUGCGUCCAAUAAGACAAUUGACGGCCGUGGUCAACGGGUCGUUAUCUCCUGCAAUGGACUUCAUAUCAGGAAUGGUGCCAAGAACAUAAUCAUCAACAACCUCAUAUUAUGGAGGGGAGGAGAGGAUGGCAUUCAACUGAAAUACGGGGCACAGCGAGUUUGGAUUAACCAUGUGACGAUUGGAAGAUGGGGAGAUGGUGCGAUUGAUGUAACACGUGGGUCCACAGAUGUGACGAUAUCUCGAAGCCUGUUUCACCACCAUAACAAAGUUAUGCUUGUUGGCUCGCAGACAGAUGCUGAAGAGGACAAGGACUAUCCUGUGAAUCUUCACGUCAGCAUUCAUAGUAAUUGGUUUGCUGGGACAGUUCAGCGCCAUCCUCGAGUUGUGGCAGGGUUGGUCCACGUAUACAAUAACGUCUUCCAGCAUUGGGGACUCUAUGGAGUUGGUAGUACCUGCCAUGCUCAGAUUGCACUGGAGAGCAACAUUUUCCUUGCAGGCAGGUCACUUUCAGGCGCUCGAAUAUUUGAUCGGCUGGACUGGCCUGGUAGCUAUGGAAGGACUCGGUCUGCUGGAGAUUUGCUUAUUGAUGGAGCACAUCUUCACGAGUACAAUCCAGAUCAUGUGUUCAACCCUCAAGACUAUUACAAUUAUUCUGCAGCUGAAGCUACUGCAGAUUUGAUGAUUGAUGUAGCCAGUAUUGCUGGUUGGCGUAGUGUGAACCUUUCAUCAAAGAUUGGCAAAAGAUGCUGAGCUGAAAUACCGUAAUCCCCCGUAUAUAACUGUCAAAUAUAUGCAUAACUCAUAA